Messenger RNA from Pangasianodon hypophthalmus (striped catfish), 12649 nucleotides. RefSeq names its product teneurin transmembrane protein 1 (gene tenm1). Gene Ontology annotation, biological process: neuron development; heterophilic cell-cell adhesion; signal transduction. Lineage: Eukaryota; Metazoa; Chordata; Actinopteri; Siluriformes; Pangasiidae. The record is from RefSeq and is a predicted model, not a curated record. Gene Ontology annotation, molecular function: protein homodimerization activity; cell adhesion molecule binding; protein heterodimerization activity. Gene Ontology annotation, cellular component: membrane; neuron projection. The transcript is spliced from 32 exons. The coding region runs from base 365 to 8455 and encodes 2696 amino acids.
CCGAGCACCGCGCUGCUGCUGCUGCUGCUGCUGCUGCCGCCGCCGGACUGGAGCCCGUCUGUCUCGCGACUCCCUGACGGAUAAAAAGGCUCGAGCUGUUAGACAAUACCGACACGCGCGCGCGCGCUGGAAAUGCGAACCGACUCCUUUUCAUUGACGCUGCGCGCGACGCCGCGGGACGCUGCUGACGGUUCUGCCGAGACUGCGUUGCGCGCGUGCAUACGGGAAGAGUGUGUGUGUGUUUGUGUGUGCUAAAGCGGCAGUGUGAUUUGGAGUGUGGGAGUGUGUGAGUGACGGAGUGUUUGGGACACUCUGUGAGAGUGUGAUUGUGUGAGUGUGUGUGUGUGUGUAGGUGUACGCAGACAUGGAUGAGAACGUGUACCAGUCCUUAUCUCGUCCUCGGAUGGAGCUCAGCUACUCCAGCUCUUCUGAGGAAGAGGACGAGGCCAGUCUUCGUCACAAACACUACAGAGACUCUCGCGCUCACUCACACACUCACACGGAGUACGAACCCGACCGCAGGUUCACCUACAACAGCCACAAAGUGCGCAGGAAACCCCACGACAUCACGGCCAAGGAAUCGGCUGCUUUUCCCGAUUUCCAAACCGAACUCCACUCGGCCAAUCAGGAGCUUGCGUACCCAGGCGGCGGCUCGCUGGGCGUGGCCUCAGAUCCUGAAUCGGUGGGAGGAGCUUCACCUGACCACGCCCUCCGCCUGUGGAUGCAGGAAGUGAAGUCGGAGCGAAGUUCUCGUGCCUCGAGCCGGGCGAACUCGCUCCUCUCUCUCACUGACACGGAGCAGGAGGGACGGGGCGAGCAGGAGAACGACAACGAUCUGCCUUCCAGUCCUGUAGGUCGCUUCUCCUUCCGUCCUCUUCCUCCUCCUCCGCCGCCUCCUCACGCGUGUGUGUGUUCGCCCACAUCCGGCAUUCCAGAUCCGAUCCAGAGGAACACACUCCCGACCAGGAACCACCAGACCGAGAACAAAACGCAGCAGGACAAAACGCACAACACCUGGGCUCUGAACAGCAACAUACCGCUGGAGACCAGGCACUUCCUGUUUAAGCACGGCUCGGGUUCAUCGACACUUUUCAAUGCGACCAAUCAGAACUACCCUCUGACCUCCAGUACGGUGUAUUCUCCGCCCCCGAGGCCGUUACCCAGAAGCCCCAUCUCCAGGCCGCUGUUCUCCUUCAGUAAACCGUACCGCUGCUGUAACUGGAAGUGUACUGCGCUCAGCGCCGCCGCCGUCACCGUAACACUCGCCCUGCUGCUCACAUACGUCAUCGUAGUACACUUGCUCGGUUUGCCCUGGACUCUGCGCAGGUUGGAGUUGUUUGAGAAUGGACUGAGUAAAGCAGAACCCACACAGGAGGGAACCGACUUCACUGUCGUCGACCUGCCAGGAUUCAACACCACCCAGAGAGAUAAGGAGGUGUGGCCUCGUGGGCGGGGCUACGAUGUGGGCGAGGUUGAGGUCAAAGGUCGGCUCCUCCAGGUCAUUCCACCCAGCAACUUCUGGAGAUUCAGCAUGGCUCUGCAGCAUCCGGAGUUCAUCCGAUUUAACGUCUCACACACACACACUGCACUGCUGGGCAUCUAUGGCCGGAGGAACACACCGCCCACACACACACAGUUUGAUUUCGUGAAACUGCUGGAUGGGAAGCAGCAGCAGGAUGGACGGAGCGUUGCCAUGGCGACUGUGUUUAUGGAGUAUCUGGAUGCGGGGACGUGGCACAUCGGUGUUUACAAUGACGGCAGAAAACCAGAGCAGGUGAAGGUGCAGAGCACGGCUGUAGAAAUGAGCGACGGUUGUUCCACGAACUGUAACGGAAACGGAGAGUGUGUUUCAGGUCACUGUCACUGUUUCACCGGUUUCCUCGGACCAGACUGUUCAAAAGACUCAUGCCCGGUGUUGUGUAGCGGUAACGGCGAGUAUGAUAAAGGUGUGUGUGUGUGUCACGCCGGCUGGAAGGGAGCGGAGUGUGAAGUGGAGGAUGGACAGUGUAUCGAUCCCACCUGCUCCAACAACGGAGAGUGUGUUGAUGGAGUGUGUGUGUGCGCACCGGCCUUUAAAGGCAACAACUGUGAGGAAGUGGACUGCAUUGACCCCACAUGUUCAGGUCGAGGUGUGUGUGUCCGUGGGGAGUGUGUGUGUUCUGCCGGAUGGGGUGGAGAAAUGUGUGAGAAUCCUCUCCCGGUCUGUAAGGAGCAGUGCUCGAGACACGGGACGUACCAUUCCGAAACGGGGGUGUGUGAGUGUGAGCAGGGCUGGACCGGAACCGACUGCUCUACAGAAGUGUGUCCUGUGCCAUGUAGCACCCAUGGCAUGUGUGUCGGUGGGCGGUGCCAGUGUGAGGAUGGGUGGGCGGGGCCAUCCUGUGACAGACAGGCCUGUCAUCCAAUCUGUGAGGAGCAUGGGGAGUGUAAAGACGGGCAGUGUGUGUGUCACGCCGGCUGGGAGGGAGAACACUGUACUAUUGCUCAUUACCAGGAUUUGCUGGAUAAAGGUGUGUGUCCAGGUCUGUGUAACAGUAACGGCCGGUGUGUCCUCGGCCAGUUUGGUUGGAGAUGUGUGUGCCAACCCGGCUGGAGCGGAGACGGCUGUAACAUCGUCAUGGAGACACAGUGCGGCGAUAGCAGCGAUAACGAUGGAGACGGCCUAGUGGACUGUACAGACCCGGAUUGCUGUGGUCAGCAGGUGUGUGUGAACUCUGCGCUCUGUCAGGGGUCACCUGACCCUCGUGAUAUCAUCCAGCAGAUCUCAGCCUCCGUUAGGCCACGCCCACCAGCUUCAUUUUUUGAGCGAGUGCGAUUUCUUGCCGGGAACACACACACCCUGCCAGGAGAUGUGCAGUGGGAUGGCAGCCGUGUGUGUGUGAUCAGAGGUCGUGUGUUUGCACCUGAUGGAACUCCGCUGGUUGGUGUGAACAUCACAUUUCAACAGAAACCAGAAUAUGGUUUCACACUCAGCCGGCAAGACGGCAGUUUCGACCUGAUGGCUGUAGGGGGCACAUCCGUGACUCUGCUUUUCCAGCGAGUGCCUUUCCUCCCUCAAUCUCGUUCCGUCUGGUUGCCAUGGAAUCGCUUUGCUGUCAUUGAGCGGGUGAUGAUGUCACGGGUUGAGGCUCCUCCCCCCACGUGUGAACACAAGAACCUGGUUGGCCCAAAUCCUGUUGUUCUUCCCGCUCCUCUCACACAGUUUGCUGGACAGUGUGAGGAAAGAGGACCUGUCAUACCUGAGCUGCAGGUGGUUCAGGAGGAUAUAGAGAUGGCAGGAAGUUUUGUGAAGUUGAGUUACGUGUCGUCCCGCGCUCUGGGUUACCUGUCUGUCCUGCGUGUGCUCCUGACUCCGCCCAUCAUCCCGCUGGGGCUGCUGAAGGUCCACGUCUCCGUGUGUGUGGAGGGGACGCUGGUCUCCAAAUCGUUCGCCGCAGAACCGAAUCUGAGCUACGUCUACAGCUGGAACAAGACAGAUGUGUACGGACAGCUGGUCAGCGGCCUCACGCAUGCACUCGUCUCUGUAGGGUACGAGUACGAGGUGUGUCCGGACUUCAUCCUGUGGGAGGAGUGUGUGGUGGAGCUGCAGGGAGCCGAGCUGAUCUCAUCGCAGCUGGGCGGCUGGACGCUCGACAAACAUCACACACUGCACGUGGAGAGCGGAAUCCUCUAUAAAGGGGAUGGGGAAAACGUGUACAUUUCCCAUCAGCCCCUGCUCAUCUCCACGGUGAUGGGGACAGGGGCGGUUCGUCCACUCGCAUGUCCGAGCUGUAACGGCCCGGCGGCCAAUCAGAAGCUGUUCUCUCCGGUGGCGUUAGCGUGCGGAUCAGACGGGAGCGUUUACGUCGGAGAUUUCAACUUCAUCCGCAGAAUCUUACCGAACGGAGUCAGCGUCAAUCUGCUCGAGCUCAGGAAUCGAGAUAUCAGACACAGUGGAGGUUCUGUCCAUCAGUACUACCUGGCGGUGGAUCCUGUAAGCGACUCGCUGUACGUAUCAGACUCAGUGGGUCUGAAGCUGCUGCGUCUCAUUUCCGUGAGUGAAGUGCGCGAUGUAGGGCGCAACGCAGAGGUGGUGGCAGGAACCGGAGAGAAGUGCACUCACUUCAGCCUGAAAGAGUGUGGAGAUGGAGGCAAAGCCAUAUAUGCCUCGCUCACUACUCCUAAAGGCAUCGCCGUGGACAAACGCGGCUCCGUGUUCUUCGUGGACGGGACGGCUGUUCGGAAGCUCGAGAACGGCAUCAUCACCACGGUGAUCGGGUUGAACGCUGUCACGGCCACUCAGCCAAUCAGCUGUGACACGUACAUGGAUGUCAGUCAGGUGCGUUUCGAGCGUCCCACAGACCUGGCGGUGAAUCCUCUAGACAACUCCCUCUAUGUUCUGGACAACAACGUGGUCCUGCAGAUCACAGAGGCGGGGCUUGUCAGAACGGUUGCUGGGAGACCAGACCACUGCCCCACCCCGGCUGCCUCGGAUCCAAUCAGAUCGGCCUUACGUGUUGCCCUUGAAGGCACUAAAGCCAUCACGGUGAGCCAUCAGGGGGCGCUCUACAUCAGCCAGACGGACGACAGGAAAGUCAAUCGUAUCCAGGAAGUGAACAUCAAUGGAGAGAUCUCGGUCAUCAGCGGGGCGAUCAGCGAGUGCGACUGUAAGAUCGAUCCUGACUGCGAGUGCUUCUCAGGCGAUGGUGGUUACGCUCGUGAUGCAAAGUUAAAGUCCCCGUCGUCUCUGGCCGUGUCUCCUAACGGGACCCUGUUCGUGGCGGACGUGGGUAACGUUCGUGUCCGCGCGGUCACGCCUUCUCGCCCUCGCCUCUCCUCCUCAUCCUCCUCUUCCUCCGCUCGUCUGUUUGAGAUUCCCUCCAUCUCUCAGCAGGAGCUCUACGUUUUUGCGGCUAACGGUUCGCACCUGCACACGCGCUCUCUUGUCACCGGACACUUCCUAUACAACUUCAGCUACACAGGGGCGGGGCUUCUCAACUCCGUUAUGGCCGCCGCCCCCGACGGCGGCGUUGUCACUGUAAGGCGGGACUCCAGCGGUGCGCCGCUCUGGUUGGUUGUCCCCGGUGGGCGGGUCUACUGGCUGACCAUUAGCAGUGUGGGAACCCUGAGGAGAGUCUCCGCCCUAGCGCAUGAGCUGGCUCUGCUCAGUUACCACGGCAACACGGGACUGCUGGCAACCAAGAGCGAUGAAAACGCAUGGACCACCGUCUACGAGUACGACAACGACGGUCACCUGAUCAACGUGACCUUGCCGACGGGAGAGGUCAGCGGUUACCAUGGCACUAUGGAGAGGUCGGUCAGGGUGGAGUGCACUUCAAACCGAGGGCACUUCGUGACAAUCACUAACCACUCCGAGGACAGCACGGCGUACACUCUGCGACAAGGUCAUGCGACGAGUGUGUACCGUGUGAGCGGAGACGGCUCUCUGUCCGCGACGUACUCCAGCGGAAUGGACGUCACCCUAAGCACGGAGCCCAACAUGGGGGCGGGGCCGUUGCCGGGGCUGUUGCCGGGGGCGAUCCACCCCACGGUGGGCAGGUGCAACAUCACGCUGCCGGGAGAACAGAGCUCGAGUCUGAUCGAGUGGAGGCAGAGACGAGAGCAGAGUCGAGGGAACUACAGCGCGUACGAACGCAGACUGCGGGCUCACAACAGGAACGUGCUCUCUAUCGACUACAACCAGGCGACUCGCGUGGGGAAGAUUUACGACGAUCACCGCAAGUUCACGCUGCGCGUUCAGUACGACGAGCACGGCCUCCCGGUGCUCUGGACCCCCAGCAAAUACAGCGAGGUGAAAGUGAGCUACACCACCACGGGCCUCGUCUCCGUCAUCCAGAGAGGGAACUGGAGCGAACGCAGGGACUACGACAACGGCAGGCUGGUCAGCCGCACCUGGGCCAACGGCAACACCUGGAGCUACACCUUUAUGGACAAGUCCAUCCAGCUGUUGCUUCAGAGUCAGCGUCGCUACACGUUCGAGUUCGAUCAGAUGGACCACCUCCUCUCCGUCACUCUUCCCAGCAUGGUGAAACACGGCCUGCAGACCGCGCUCUCCAUCGGCUACUACCGCAACACCUACACGCCCCCUGAUGGCUCCGCCCACUCCAUCGUUCAGGACCACGCCCACGACGGACGCCUCCUGCAGACGCUGUAUCUCGGCUCGGGCAGGCGUGUCGUGUACAGAUACGGCCGAGCGGCGCGACUCAGCGAGGUCCUUUACGACUCCACGGUCGUUAGCUUCACCUACGACGAGGCGUCCGGCGCUCUGAAGACCAUCCACCUGAUGCAGGAAGGCUUCGUGUGUACGAUACGAUACCGGCAGACGGGUCCGUUAGUGGGAAGGCAGAUCUAUCGUUUUAGCGAGGAGGGUUUGGUGAACGCACGCUUUGACUACAGCUACAACAAUUUCCGUGUCACUAGCAUGCAGGCUAUGAUCAACGAGACGCCGCUGCCCAUUGACCUCUACCGCUACGUGGACGUGUCGGGACGCAUUGAGCAGUUCGGGAAGUUCAGCGUGAUCAGCUACGACCUGAACCAAGUGAUCACCACACACGCUAUGAAGCACACCAAGAUCUACAACGCUAACGGACAGCUCAUCGAGGUCCAGUACGAGAUCCUAAAGUCGAUAGCCUUCUGGAUGACGCUGCAGUACGACGGAGCAGGACGCGUCAGUGCGUGUGACGUCCGUGUGGGUGUCGACGCUAAUGUCACGCGCCACGCUUACCGUUAUGAUGCCGACAGCCAGCUGGCAUCGGUUUCCAUUGACGACCGUCCCAUGUGGCGCUACGGCUACGACCUGAAUGGAAAUAUUAACCUGCUGAGUCACGGUGACGUUAACGUUAAUGGACGGCUAACACCUAUACGCUACGAUCUCAGAGAUCGCAUCACGCGCCUUGGAGAUGUCCAGUACCGCGUAGACGAAGACGGAUUCCUGCGCUCACGUGGCACUCUUGUGUUCCGUUACAGCGCUAACGGUCACCUGCAGGGCGCGCUCGAUCGACAAACAGGCCGCCGCGUCUCUUACCGAUACGAUGGACUCGGAAGACGGGUUUUUACACAAACAAGUGACGGGACACGGAUUCAGUUUUUCUAUGCCGAUCUGACGGAACCGACGCGCGUCACGCAUCUUUACGAUCACGGCGCUUCCGAGAUCACGUCGCUCUACUAUGACCUCCAGGGUCACCUGAUCGCUAUGGAGAUGAGCAGCGGCGAGGAGUUUUACGUGGCGUGCGACGUGGCAGGGACGCCGCUCGCCAUUUUCAGCAGCCGAGGCACCGUGGUCAAAGAGAUCCGCUACACGCCGUACGGAGACGUCUACCGUGACUCGAACCCAGCCUUCACGCUGCCUUUCGGGUUCCACGGAGGGCUCUACGACCCCCUUACACGGCUCGUCCGCAUCGGGCGCCGUGACUACGACACAGUCGCUGGGAGAUGGACAACGCCCAAUCACGACCUGUGGGCGGAGAUGAGCGAAGAUCCUAAACCGUUCAACCUGUACGCGUUCAAGAACAACAACCCGUUAGGCAACGUUCAAGAUGUCACCAAGUUCACAACAGAUGUUAGCAGUUGGCUGCAGCUGUUUGGCUUCCAGCUCCAUAACGUUGUUCCCGGCUUUCCCACGCUGCCCGUGGAGAAAACCCAACACACAUACGAGAUGAUGAACACACAGGCACGAACACACAGCUGGGAACCGAGCAAGGUGGUCCUGGGAGUCCAGUGCGAGCUUCAGAAGCGUCUUCAGAGCUUCAUCUCGUUGGACCGCCUCCCCAUGAGCUCGGCAAAUGGGAAGCCAGGAAGCAGGCAUAUGCUCCGCCCCCGCUUCUCUGCCCUCUCCUCCAUCUUUGGUAAAGGUGUGAAGUUCGCUAUCCAUGACGGCGUUGUUGCAACAGAGAUAGUGGGAGUGGCUAGCGAGGACGGCCGUCGCGUGGCCUCACUCCUGAAAGGCGCCAUCUACUUGAGCGAUCUCCACUUCACCGUUGCUGGACGUGACACACACUAUUUCUGCAAGGCUAGCUCUCUCGAGGCAGACCUCGCCGUGGUCGGAGUUGGGGGCGGAGCCAGAGUGCUGGAGAAUGGCGUCAAUGUGUCGGUUUCACAAAUGAGCGCAGUCAUGAGUGGAGAAACGCGGCGAUUCGCAGAAAUCGUCCUCCAGCAGGGGGCGCUGAGCCUGCACGUGCGUUACGGAGCGACGCCGGAUGAGGAAAGAGUGCGCGUGAUCGAGUCUGCGCGAGCGAGGGCUGUGCGCGCGGCGUGGCUAAUGGAGCAGAGACGGGUGCGGGAGGGAGAAGGCGGAGUCAAAGCGUGGACGGAGAAAGAGAAGGAGGAGCUUCUUUCAGAGGGUCGUGUCACGGGUUACGACGGAUUUUACAUCCUACCUGUCGAACAGCAUCCUGAACUGGCUGAUAGUCCUUUUAAUGUACAGCUAAUCAGACAGACUGACGCCGGGCGUAGGUAACACACACACACACACACACACAGAAACACACACACAACAGUUCUCAACUUACUUUCCAGGAUGUUGCCAAGACAAAAUCAAGAAAGACUUCUUUGACUCUGGAAUGUGAUAAAAUGAUGUAUCAUUGCGUUAUUUAAGGAAGUGCCCUGUUUGCAAGCUUUACAUUUAUUCUUUUUGUGUUAAUGUUUGAAUUGUGACGCAAAAAGCCUUCUGUUUUGACCCGAAAAAGGUCUCUGCUUUCGUUAUUCUCUGUGGUGAAAAGACAAGAAAACGGCCCUUGUGAAUAUUCGGAAUAUCCCGCAGUCUUUUUAGGAAAAAAUUUCAGCGAGUGAUGAGUGCUACUUUGCAUAGAAACGAGCUCUGUGGAUGAAAUGCUGAUCUGUCUUUGCAGAAAUUUAAAUAGACAUUAAAAUGGACAGAGAACUAAAACUUGAGCUUGCGCUUCGGAAAACUUGAGGAUAUUCUCCGGAAAAAACAUUAUCUUUCAGCUUUCUUGGAUUCAGACGCCUUGGAUGGAGCCUUUUAAUGGACAUCUUGGAUUGGAAACGUCACGUACCACACGUUCUGCACGGCCCGACGGCAUUCUCUCACUCCAGUGGCCUUCUAGAAGCACCUGUUUAAGAGGCAUUCCACAAUCUUCUGUUUCAACAACAUUCCGGAAUCAUGUACUUAAACUGUAUUCCGGAAUCUUCAGUUUAAAAGGAAUUGCUGAACCGUCUACUUGCAUCGCAAUCCGGGAUUUUUUUUUUUUUUAAUCGAGGAGUCUAAUGUUUAAAUUGCCUUCCAGAAAUUUUUUUUUUAUAAAUGCCAUUCCACAAAUCCUUUUCCGCGGCGUUCCAGAAUCUGCUCUUUAAAUGGCAUUCCAGAAUCAUGUUUUUUUUUAUUAAAAAAAAAAAAGAGAGAUUAUUAUUCUGUUUGAAAGAAACUCCAAAAUAAUUUUUAUAAUGCAGCUGUGGAAUCAUCUGCUUAGGAGGUGGGUUUCCAAAAUUAUCACCUUUAGUAGCAUUCCGGAGCCUUCAGUUUAAAAGGCAUUCUGGAAUUAUCUAUUUAACCGGCAUUCCGGAAUCUUGUGUUUAAUUGGGGGUUUCUCUAACAUCCUGUUUAAAUGGCUUUCAGGAUUUAUGUUGCUUACCGGCAUAUCCUGUUCCUGAAAUCCUUUCUUAAUAUUCUGUUUAAAAGUGGCUUUCCGGAAUCUUUGGUUAAAUGGCAUUCCAUCAUAUCCUGUUAAAAUAACACAAAGGAAUCUUCUGCUUAGGUGGCAGUUAAUGGCAUUUCAAAAGUUUCUGUGGAAAAUUUAAAUGGAAUUUCAGAACGGUCUCCGUAAACGGGAAUUCUGGAAUCUCUUGUUUAAAUCGUAAUUCCAGACUCAUGUGUUUAAAAUGUGAUUUCUGGAAUCUUGCGUUUAAAGGGCAUUCCGGAAUCAUCUACUUAAACGGCAUUCUGGAAUCUUCUUUUUGGACGUCAUGCCGGAAUCUUUAGUUUGAAUGGCAUGCUGAGUGUGUUUCCUGACUCUGAUUGUGUGCCUAAUCCGCAACCGCCUUGCGCUUUUCCACCACAAAAGAACCGGUUCUUAGCCGGCAAACUCAGUUCGGUUCCAACGGCAACAAAAACCGCAGGACUGAAGCCGAGGAACCAGUGACAUCACAGGCUAGAGGGCGGGGUCAUCUUGCUGCCAUGACAACAAUUUAAAACAAAGCAACUCGCCUUGUUUACGGGACCGGAUUCAGAAACGAGCAGAGAGGAAUGUUUUGGAGAUCAUUUUUUGGAAAACAGUGAAGUCAGUAGCACGGCUGUGAAUCAGUGACCCGUGGAUGAAUUGCUCGACAACAAACUGAACACAACUGAAUAUUUUACCAUCGUUGCUAUUGCUAACAAAACUUCGUUUGAGCAGCUAUACGUUAAAAAUAAAAACAAUCAAGUGUUGACGUUGUCUAUCUCUGUGCUGUGUAUAGAAGCUGAAUGCUCAGAUGGUAAAAUGUGUUCGCAAAUCCAGAAGUAAAACAAGAUAUUAAGUUAAACAAACGACGUGACCUUUCACAGUUGUUAUUAUUUUUACGAUUUAUUUUGUAACCACGUCAUGUUACGUAUUUGUUCUGAAACUUGUUGAAAUAUAGACUGGUUCUUGAAAAGGUAACAUGGAGUCCACAUGUACAUGGGUUUAAAGGGGAAAAAAACAAAUAUGUUUCAUUUAACAAUGAGUAAAAAUGGUACUAAAGUACAUUUUAAACAAAAAUUUAUCGUACGAGGGCUGGUCCGAAUAAUUUAAAUACUCAAGUAUUUGUUAGUUACGUUUCUUAUUCGUCUUCGGAACCUUCCUGCUCCCUGUUUGAGCACACUGUAGACGUAAUUAAAUUAUAAUUAAUUCAAAUAUCGGUUUCUCCUCCCUGUUUAGCCCACGAUACGUUCCAAUUGUGAGUAUUUCGGGAUUUAACUAAACAUCCGAGUAGAUGAUCAUGUGACCUAAAUCAUGUGCUAGUUUAUAACUAUUGAUCAAAGAGUUAAUCUAAUGCAAAAAAUAAUUUUACACCAAAUGAAAUGUAUUCUUGCUUAAAAAGCAGCAGAAUGAAAACAGCUAUAAUUUCAGGGGACUGAAGUCGGAUGCACAAGCUGAACACCUACAACAGUUAAACUGUUGAACUUUUACCUUAUUUUAUUUGUCAUUGUUGCUACGGAAAUGACUCGAUUCUCACAACGUAGGUGGGUUUUUAAAAGCCCAGAAAGCAAACGGAUGUGAUAUUGUGGUUUAUUAUUUUCUUUUUGUUUGCACAGUAAUAAAAAGUUGUUGCAAAGAUUACACGUUAUUUCAUUUGCACUAUCAGCGCUAUACAGUACACUGUUAAUACAUCGUCGCUUCUACUGGAUAUAUUUUGAACUGCAAUUACCAAAAUACUAACAUGUUGUUAUUGUUUUAAUUAUUAUCAUUAUUAUUAUUACUCAAAAAUACCAAUGAAUAUUUAAAGAAUGUAAAACGGUGUUCGGGCCAGCCCUACAUCUUUGUCAUGCAAAUAAACCUAAACAUCUACACCUAAUCUAUUCUUAAUAAUGUCUGAGAUGUCUGAAAAGCCUCCACCAGGGGGCGCUGUGGAUUCUCACCACAGACUCGGAUUCAGUUUCACCGAAAUAAUGAAAUGAAACAGAUUGAUGUGAAUGUUGUAGGAAGUACAGUGAGGUGUAGUACUGUGAUAAACUACGACACCUAUUUAGAUUACAAUCCGAGGACGUGAUCGCGUGUUUACUGACGUGUGAAACAGAACCCAGUUAGUGAAAUAAAACCGUCAGUAGUUCAGUAGAAGAAAAUACGUUUAUGAUGAAAUCGUGCAGAGGAAAUUUUUUGCUACAGUAUGUAAAGAGAGAAAUAUGGAACAUUUUUGUGCCUUUUUUAGUGCUAAUGGAAAACAAGAGCAAGAACAAAGUCAUGCAUCACACACACACACACACACUCACACGCGCGGUGUAUAUCAGUGUUAGCGGUAUGUUUUUAAAAGCAGUAGUCCAGAAUAACAGCACUUACUUCCUUCCUCUGAUACAGAAACGGUCCCCGUUAAGACUAAAACCUGAAAGUGUGUUUACUUCUGGAAGUUGAUUCUUAUGGAUCUGAAUCGAUUUUUUUUUCUUUGCUGAUCAGUUUUAGCCGUUGAGAUCACUCGCAAAACACACUUGAUGACACCACUGGCGUAACGAAUGGGACAAUCGUCCUCAUGAAGUAAUUCUGAGACCUUUACUAGGCCCGAUAUUUAUUCUGGAUCAGGGUGAUACUUCGUACCAAAUUUUACUAAAUUAUUAGUAGCUAAGGAUGUGCUCAGGCAGCGAAUCGAAUGAGUGCGUGAUACACAAAGUCAUAUUAACAUACUGUAUAAUAUUGCAUAAAGAAAUGCUUUGGAAAUUUGAUCUACAUCCUUAUGAGUGUAUACUACAAAUGUGAUCAAAUCAUUUCAGUGUUUUUAAGGGGCGUGUUUAAGCGUUUCCGAACAUCGCUUUGUUUAUCAAGCAGAGGAAUUCAUACUGAAACACUUUCACCAUCGGGACUUUUGAUAAAUAAAUAUAUGAAUAUAUAGUUCACUCUGUCCAGUUUGUGUGUUUCUUUUGAAUUUUUUUUUUUUUUAAAAAAACAUUUUUAAACAGUCAUGAAGUUACAGAAAUGGUGUUCUGGGACAAAAAGGAUUUUGCAGCAGAAUAUAUUGGAUAUUUUGAAAA